Nicotiana attenuata is the source of this 2037-nucleotide messenger RNA. Its product is annotated as protein AUXIN RESPONSE 4. NCBI's taxonomy places the organism in Eukaryota, Viridiplantae, Streptophyta, Magnoliopsida, Solanales, Solanaceae. The record is from RefSeq and is a predicted model, not a curated record. The transcript is spliced from 2 exons. The coding region runs from base 265 to 1740 and encodes 491 amino acids.
GGAAGUGAAAGGUACGAAACAUUUUAGGAUAUAGAGUGAGUUAGUAAAGUGAAAGUAUUUAUCAUCCCUUUUUUUUUUCUUCUGAAAUUAGAAACCAAAUUGCAAUGAUGAUACCCAAUUUCUCUCCAUUAUUCUUCACCUGAUUUGCUCCCUUGAAAACACAAAAGUUGCUUUACACAGAUCACAACACCCAUUGUUCUCCAUUACAAAUCUUGGAUUCUAUUUCCUUUUCAUGCUGUUACCUCUCAGCUCUACUCAUCAACAAUGGCGAUCAUAACCGAAGAACCAGACUCACCUACUCCACAGAAGAACCAAAAACCCCUUAAAAAACCAAAUUCAAAACCUCCACAAUCCACCUCCCCAAAUCCCACCAAACCCACAAAAACAACAAAUGCAACAACAAACCCACUUCAUUUCUGGUUCUAUUUCACCAUUUCAGUCUCUCUUAUAACCCUCAUAUUCAUGACUCUCACUUCUCUUUACCCACAAGACCUUAAAACAUGGUUCCUUAGCUUGCCUCCUAAUCUACGCCAACACUACUCUAAAGGGCAAAAUAUCAAAGUUCAGAUCACCCCUAACCAGCCACAAGUUGAAGUCUUUACUAUCCAAGAAGGACCCUCAAAGUCUUCUGAUCAUGUACUUAUUGUACAUGGGCUAGGAUGUAGUUCUUUUGGGUUUCAAAAAGUUGUCAACUUUUUGGGGGUUAGAGGUGUUCAUGCUGUUGCUAUUGAUCUCCCUGGGUCUGGGUUUUCGGAUAAGACGAUAGUUGUGGAGGAAGAGAGUGUGGGUGGUGGUGGGGUUUUAGAGAGGUUUAGGGAUAUGUAUAGUGAAAUUCAAGAAAAGGGUAUCUUUUGGGGGUUUGAUCAGCUUGUUGAGCAGGGAUAUGUGAACUAUGAGGAAAAUAAUAAGAUCAGGGUUUCGAAAAGAAAUGUUGUUAAGGCCAUUGAUUUGGGACCUGAAGAGAUGGGAAAAGUGUUAGGUCAAGUGAUUGAUUCAAUGGGAUUGUCACCUGUGGAUUUGAUUUUGCAUGAUUCUGCAUUGGGUUUGAGUGCUAAUUGGGUUUCGGAGAACCGGGGAUUGCUUAGAAGUGUGGUGGUUCUAGAUAGUGCAACGAGUGGAACAGCAUUGCCAUUGUGGGUGUUGGAAAUGCCAGUUGUGAGGGAUGUUGUUUUGGGAUUUGGAUUUGCUUUUAGGAGAUUACUUGGAACGUGCUGUUCGAGAUCGGUUGGUGACUUGGAGGCUGAGGGUCAUAGGAUUCUUUUGAAGGGAAGGGAUGGAAGAAGAGCUGUUGUUGGGAUGGGGAAGAACCUAAAUUGUAGCUUUGAUUUGAAUGAAUGGGCUGCUUUAGAUGGAGUGAAAGGUCUACCAAUGCAAGUAAUUUGGUCUGAUGCCUUGUCCAAAGAGUGGACCAAGGAAGGACGUCAAGUUGCUGAUGCAAUUCCACAGGCAAAAUUUGUCACUCAUUCUGGUGGUAGAUGGCCCCAGGAGCAUAAUUCUGAGGAGAUAGCUGAAAGUAUCUAUCAAUUUGUCUCCUCCUUGCCGAAGUCUGUGAAACAAACUGAGGAAGAACCUGUACCUGAGCAUAUCCAGAAGAUGUUUGAUGAAGCGCAGAGUGGUGAUCAACACCACCAUCAUGGUCAUGAUGGCCAUGGCCAUGGCCACGAGCAUGGUCAUAGCCAUGGACAUGCUCAUGCCGGAUAUAUGGAUGCAUAUGGGCUUGGUCAGGGGUGGGCCAUGUGAUUUGCUUUCCAUUAAAUGUACUCUUUGAUUGCUUUCUAAGUUUUAAGACUAGAAUAGAUUCAUACCAUUAAAUUCCUCUUCUUUUUUCCCACUCUAGCUGCAGUUUCAUAGUGGUAACUGCUCAGAGCUUUUCUGCUAUCUAAUUUUUGUUUUUGUAUAAGUGUUGUACUAUGUAUCCGAUCAAGUUGAGAGUCUGUAAUGUAGUCUGAGGUGUAGUCACACUGAUGAUUGGCUGCUACACCCUAAAUCUUUCAAAUACAUUUAAUCUCUUUGUAAUAUGCAUACUUGUGUGCUUAA